Molecule: messenger RNA, 612 nt
Organism: Gossypium arboreum
Lineage: Eukaryota; Viridiplantae; Streptophyta; Magnoliopsida; Malvales; Malvaceae
Exons: 1
Coding region: 1-612 (203 amino acids)
Source: RefSeq, a predicted model, not a curated record
AUGCUAGAGGCUCAGAAGAAUAUGAUGGCUGAGAUGGUUCAGCUGCUGAGGGCCACCAAUAAAGGAAAGGCCCCUAUGGCUAUUACUAGAGAGGAUAACGAGGAUCCUCCUCCGGGUUUUACCCCACUCCAUGUGCCAACACAUACUGAGGUACUUCCGAGGAGGCCAUCUGUCACGAUAAGGCCUCAACAGGAGCCUGUCGAUACUGGAGUACCCAUGAACUUCCAAACUAGUUUAGGAUUCAAUGUGGGUGACAAUUCUGCCAAUCCAGUCAUUCCUGAUCUAGAUAUGGUAGAAAAGGAAGAUUUGAGAGCCGAAGCUGCAAGGCAAUUGGAUGAACACUGCAGAUGGCUAGAGGAAAAAUUCAAGACAUUGGAGAGUGCUGAGGGGCAUCAUGGGAUUGAUGCCAAAGAUUUAAGUUUGAUCCCAGAUCUGGUGCUUCCCCAUAAGUUCAAAAUACUGGAGUUCGAGAAGUACAAUGGUACUACUUGCCCAGAGGCCCACAUUACGAUGCUUUGCAGACGCAUGAUGGGAUAUGUAAAUAAUGACCAGUUGCUGAUACACUGUUUCCAAGAUAGUCUAGUUGGAGCAGCAGCCAAGUGGUACAAUUAA